AUGGUAGGAGUGAAGAUCGAUCAGAAUGAUCCAUUAUUCAUUGGAAAUUCUGAUAGUUCUAGUGCUGUGUUAGUUCCAAUCAAGUUGGUUGGAUCUGAGAACUAUGGAAUCUGGAGUAGAGCAAUGAGAAUUGCAUUAUUGGGGAAGAGGAAGUAUGGUUUCGUAACUGGCACUUGCACAAAAGAUAUGUACAAAGAUGAAUUGCAUAAGCAAUGGGAAACUUGCAAUGCUAUUGUGCUGUCUUGGCUGAUGAACACAGUCAGUGAAAAGCUACUUAGUGGCAUUGUGUAUGCCACAAAUUCUUUCUCAAUAUGGAAUGAUCUAAAGGAAAGAUUCGACAAGGUGAAUAGAGUAAGGAUCUAUCAAUUACAUAGAGAUAUCACCACUCUCUCACAAGGUACAGAUUCUGUAUCUCAUUACUUCUCAAAGUUGAAAACACUAUGGAAUGAGUAUGAUGCUAUAGUUCCAAAUCCAUGUAAUUCAUGUUCUCAGUCGAAGGAGUAUAAUAAUCAUUUGGAACAGAUGAGAUUGAUUCAAUUCUUAAGUGGCCUAAAUGAAUCAUAUGAUCAGGCUAGGAGAUAA
Messenger RNA from Solanum lycopersicum (tomato), 582 nucleotides. RefSeq lists its product as uncharacterized. NCBI's taxonomy places the organism in Eukaryota, Viridiplantae, Streptophyta, Magnoliopsida, Solanales, Solanaceae. The record is from RefSeq and is a predicted model, not a curated record.